Notodromas monacha is the source of this 2401-nucleotide messenger RNA. Lineage: Eukaryota; Metazoa; Arthropoda; Ostracoda; Podocopida; Cyprididae. The record is from the annotation of a GenBank genome assembly.
AUGCUGACGAAAAUAGAGAGACACACAGAGUUAAAGAGCCGCGGUGGAUGUGAAGCACCACCAUUAAGCCCUGCGGAAAAAUCCGCCGACAUCACUGUCCUCGACCUGACCGACUACUCAUUUCAAUCGUCUGUCACUUACGCCUGUCCAUACGGAAAGGUUUUUAGCGGAACCCUAUCCCGGUACCAGGCUUUCACUUGUUUCGGUCCUGUUGGUUGGAAUCGCCCUGAAACCCUUUCCUGCGAAAAUGACAUGUUCAUUCCGUCCUCAAGUGGUCCCGGAAAUUCCUGGGAUGCCGUCAAGAAAUGCUACGCAAACGGAAGGGCUGGAUUAGUGGAGAUAGUCAACAUAACUGGAAGAAAUAUCUUCAGGAGCCUGGCAAACUAUAACAGCGAUCAUUUGUAUAUGACAUCUGGCUCAAGGCUGCGUGACAUGCAAAUGGGCAUAAACAAUGAUUCAGCUUUUUGGGACUCAACUGGCAUUCAACUGGUUCCCCUCAAUCCCUCUGCUCUGUGGAAAAGCGGGGAACCCAGCAACAACAUGGGAAUUCAGUAUUCAGUGAAUUUCAAAGAUGGCAAACUCGAGGAUGGGCAGUAUAACAAGACCGAUAUCUACGCUGGAUGCCAAAAAUCCACACCAACCAGCUGUAGACGACCUCCUCUAGGAACUCAGCACAUGGCGAUGAACAUAACAGUCAAUCUCACCUCAGACACAGAAAUGUACCCAUAUGGAUCCAUUGCAGCGUAUAAAUGUCCUCCAGGGAAACUGUUUCCCAAUGGCCAAAAUGUUCUUCUCGCAACCUGCUACGGAUCAGCAGGUUGGGACAGAGAUCUGUACAUGUCCUGCAGCGUUGCACCAGACGUUUUCGAACCAGACCAUCAGUUCUUUGGCUCUGUGUGGGAAGCUGCAGAGCUUUGUUUCUCUCAGGGUGCAGGGUUGCCAAUCGUCAGGAAUUCCUCUUCUUUCUGUGACUUCUGGUACGCAGUGAACCCUGCUAAAAACUCGACGUACUAUUCGGGACACUCGAGGGUGCAAGACGUCCAGAGUGGGCAAGUGGACAAAACUGUUUACCGAAAUCCAAUAGAUAACACUGAGCUGUCCAGCUCAUUGUUCAGCUGGGGAUCUGACGAUCCUUCGGAUUCCACAAAUGAAGAACUGAUUUUAGCAUUCAGCAGUGAUAAAAUGAUUGACAUGUUCACAGAUUGCAACAAGUCCCCUACCAGAAAUUUCUUCUGUAGAACAGCUUGCCAAAAGUCAUCUCCAACAACCUGCAGAGCCCCGCCAAUCACACAGGCCAACAUCAAUGAAGGCAUGACUUGUGUGGUUUCAGGAUCACAGCAGUGUAAUGCCACCACAACACAAGCUUUUGCAUUCCACACUGUUGCCAGUUACACAUGUCCCAAGGGAACAGUGUUUGAUGGGACUUCAAGCAGGUUCCUAAAUGCAACCUGCUAUGGUAAUGUGGGAUGGAAGAGACCCAUGUCACUUGCUUGCGUUCCUCCUGCUACUGUGACAAUUGGGAGCAAUGAAUAUUUCUUGAUCCAAGUGGACAAAAGCAAGACAAGCUCUGAAAAAAGAAACACUUACUGGGCAGAAGCUUAUUGUCACUCUGAAGGUGGAACUUUGCCAUUAGUGAACUCCAGUUCUGAUUUGACCACUCUUGGGACCUAUCUUUCAUCACAAGGGGCAACAUCUGUUCAUCUUGGGAACAAUAUUAGCAAGCAAGUGUCAGAUGCAGGAGGUGACUUGAAAGUAGCCUGGGAUACUGCUUAUCCAGGAGUGCAAGGGCUUUGGCUUCCUGGAGAGCCAGCAUCAAAUUUGUCAAACUUGUGUUCACUGUUGGCAGUUGAUUCUUCAUCAGACGUCAACACCUUCAAGCUAAAGUCAGUCAAUUGCAAGUCUGGUUUCAGCAGUGUGCCAUGCACUGGAGCACUGGUCUGCGGUCUGUCCAAUGAUACAGGUUGUAGUCAACCUCCACCAUUGAGAACAGAGGUCUCAAGUAUGAGUGAUGGCAGUGAUGCAAAUACUGGGUCUUGGUUCCCAUUUUUAACCAAUGCUACAUACAAUGCUUGUGAAUGUGGGGAAGUGAGAGGUAGGAUUGACAACUCAUCUGCAUCACCUGUCAUUGUUGACACAGAUGUGACAUCUACUUGCUUUGGUCAGUUUGGAUGGUACAAGCGGAACUACACCAUUGACAGACGCAUCAUCUACAUCAACACAAAGCUCAACAUCAUCAUCAGGAUCAACAUCAACACUAUCUACAACCACAGGAGCUCCAACCGAACCUGGUUUGUGCCAAAAAACCUUUCUUUGUAAUUUUGGCAUGCUCUGCACAGCAUCUUAGAUCAUACGCUUUUUUGCACUGAGGGGAAAAAUGGGUCAUAGUUUAUGAUACAGGAAG